CAUUCUGUGUCGGACUCGGUGUGUAUGUUGAUCUCUUUUCCUUGUGAGUUUGAUGGGCCCAUUUUUGAUCGGGAAUUAAGAUCAUUUGUGAAUGGAUUCGUUGUUUCUAAUCUCACUAAGAGCUCGCCCCUGCUUUUUCCUUCCGCCAUCACCGAUUCGUUUUGAAAUAUCCCUCUUACUGCGUUGCAUCAUGGGAAACGUCGAUUGACGAGAGAAAGACUGACCGGACGCGAACAGAAACCCAAGUGAAGUGAAGCCAUCUAGAGGACAGUUUGUGCAAGCAAGCGGAGAGCAGCACCCCAGCGAACGAAUAAUUACUUUACAUUUAAUUUCAGUUCUUCGUGAAAAACUACUUUUGGACGAGGUCUGUCAGACGUGAAUUGUUUUCAGGUGAUUUGGACCAAUUUGCGUGGUGCCAUGGCGACUAUGCGUGUGGCCGUCCGUGUGCGGCCGUUGAACAAGAGAGAACAGGAAAUGUCAGCAAAGGUCAUUAUCCACAUGGAGGGAAACACCACAUCUAUAGACAAUAGACAAUGCAACAAAAAGUACACACCCAACGGCAUUCCUGGCAAUGGUCUGAUGGAUGGAACAAAACAUUUAUUCUCCUAUGAUUUCUCCUACAAUUCUACUGAUGUCAGCAGCCCCCACUUUGUGCCUCAGGAGAAGGUGUUUGGGGACUUGGGCUGUGAUGUGAUCGAAGCAGCGUUUGAAGGCUACAAUGCUUGUGUGUUUGCCUAUGGACAGACCGGGUCGGGGAAGUCUUAUACCAUGAUUGGGAACCAGGGAGAUCUGGGCCUGAUUCCACGAAUUUGUGAAGGUUUGUUCUGUCAGAUAUCAGAGAAGAGCGAAAGUGAGGGCGCCUCUUUCAGGACCGAGGUGAGCUACCUGGAGAUUUAUAAUGAGCGUGUUCAGGACCUUCUUGUGGGUACAAAGUGCCUGGAGAGCGGGCCUGGCCUGAGGGUCAGAGAACACCCAAAAGAUGGACCUUAUGUAGAGGACCUGUCAAAGCACCUGGUUCAGAAUUACCGUGACGUGGAGAAGCUGAUGCAUGCUGGGAACAGCAGUCGCACCACGGCACAGACGGGCAUGAACGAUACCAGCAGCCGCUCACACGCCAUCUUCACCAUCAACUUCACCCAGGCUCGUUUCAACGGAGACCUGCCAUGUGAGACCGUGAGUAAGAUCCACCUGGUGGACUUGGCGGGCAGCGAGAGGGCUAAUGCGACGCGUGCCACCGGGGCCAGGCUGAAGGAAGGCGCCAACAUCAACAAGUCCCUGGUCACGCUGGGCAAUGUGAUAUCUGCUCUGGCUGAAGUGAGUGUGUCGCCAGGAAGUGAAUGUGUAGGGAGUCCCAGAGCACAUUCCCAGAGCUCAGGAAGGAAAAAGAGGCAGCUUUUUAUACCAUACAGAGACUCUCUUCUGACCUGGCUCCUCAAAGAUAGCCUCGGGGGAAAUGCCAAGACCAUCAUGAUAGCAACCAUUUCCCCUGCCGACGUGAACUACAGUGAGACACUGAGCACCUUGCGCUACGCCAACCGAGCCAAGAACAUCGUCAACACCCCCACAGUCAACGAGGACCGCAGUGUACGGGUCAUCAGGGAACUGCAGGAGGAGAUCGCCAGGCUUAGGAGACUGGUGGACCAGAACCAACUGGUUUCCCGGUCUCCUCAGGAUUUCUCGAAAUCUCUUAAAGUGGAGGAAAAACUUCACCAGAAUGAGGCCAAGGUGUUAGAGUUGACCAAAGAAUGGACCAACAAGUGGGGAGAAACCCAUAAGAUCCUGAAGGAGGAGACCGUUGCCCUGAGGAAGGAAGGGAUCGGUGUGGUUCUGGACUCAGAUCUGCCUCACCUGAUUGGCAUCGACGACGACCUUCUUGGCAGUGGACUCAUCCUCUACCAUUUAAGGGAGGGCAGGACGCUGGUGGGUCGACGCCAGGCCGCGUACAAUCAGGAUAUUGUACUCCAUGGUUCUGGUCUUCAGGAGAAACACUGUGUGUUUGAGAACUGGGACGGUGCCGUGACUCUGAUUCCCCAGACGGGGGCGCUGUGCUAUGUUAAUGGAGUGGAGACUGUCCAGGCCUGUCUGUUAACACAGGGUGCCGUCAUCCAGUUAGGAAGAGGGACCAUGUUCCGUUUCAACAAUCCUAAAGAGGCUGCUCAGCUCAGAGAGCGACGCAAGAGUAUGUCCAUGACUGAUCUCUCAAAGUUGGCAGAGAAUCCAGCCAAGUUGAUGCUCUUCUACCCCGGGCUGGGCGAAUGUAGAGCUGGAGAGAAGGAACCCUCUAAACAGCACAGGGACACCGCCCCCCCUCCCUUUGUACAGUGCGGGACGCGGUUGGCCAUUCCUCAGACGUCCCCGGUCUCUGUCUGUCUCCAGCCGUCUGCUGGCACCUCCAGAGCCUUCCUGCCUUUUCAGAUCGGAGCGGGAGCCUCUCCGUAUCUGGAGCCCGGAUCCUGGCCGCAGUCCGGGGUAACCAGGAGGAGCAGUGCGGAGGCCCGCCAGGGUCCCUGUGGUGCUGCUAAUGAGGAGAGCCGGAGCGAGCUGCUGGAGACGGUGUCUGAGAGCGGGAGGGAGGGAACGCCGCCACCAGGCACCGGCGGGAAGGACGGAGGACUCUGUGGGGGCGAGCGGGGCCGAUCUGGGGACGGGAACCAGCCGCUACAGCAGACACCUGUCCCCUCGGCCCAGCAGGCUGAUGGAUGUGCUGUGGGGCCACUGAGGCCGGAGGGGCCCGCUAACGAGAGCCCAGGUGACCCGUCAGGCCUGUCAGAAGGCUCCAGGAGCCGAGGAGGGGACCCAUCACGCCUGGCUCCUGGCAGCGGGGGCCUGUUUGGAGCCGGGGUCCGCUGCUUUGGCCCUGCGGGGACCUCAUUAGGCCUCGCUAUGUCCCGCCUGCAGAGAGGAGGAGUGGGAGACGGGGUGUCGGUGGGAGGAGCGCACCGUGCCCUCCCCCCAAAGGCCUGCCGGCGCCGCAGUAUCUCGAUUUACACACAGACCUCUCCCUCCCGGCUGGACACGCGGUCCCGCAGCCUGACGGAACACAACGCCUCCCGGCUGGACAGACACAGGCGCAGCGAGGCCGUGCACCUACCCCUGCAGGCCUUGGAGGAACAGUUCAACCGCGGCGUGACUGAUCGAUCCAGGGCGUCCGUGGCCGCCCGCCGAGAGAACCAGGAGGAGGUUUGGAAGAAGCAGCAGGUUGCACAGGGCUUUAGGCCGGAUGCUCUGGUUAGCAGGAUAUCUAGAGGGGGGCAGGGGGAGGUGCAGAAAGAGGAGGUGGUGCAGGAAGAGCAGAACCAGGGUGUUGUCUUUCGGCUAGGCAAACUGGUUAGAAGGGUAUCCCAGAUCUCUGGACUGGGAGGGGAGAAGAAAAUGGACUCGCAGGGGGGACAGGGCUCUGUUUCUGGGAAGGGCUCUCUGGUUUCCAGGGGGGUCUCCUGGAUGUUCCCGAAUGCAGGGCGGCUCCUCCACAACUCCACCCCCCGAGUUCUGCAACAGGUCUGGGACGGCGCGGAACGUCUGCCGUCUGUAGCUGUGGGCAGCGUCAGUGCAGUACAGUCUGAAGGGGGUGGGGUUUGGGGAGGAGCCAGCUCUAGCUGGUCCAGUCAGGUGGUCUCAAUGGUGAGGGAGAGUCCGGUGAUGUCAUUGGUUAAGGACAGCCAGGUCUUCUCAUUGGUCAGAGAGAGUCAGGUGUACUCGCUGGUCCGACACAGCCAGGUGUUCGUUAUGGUCAGUGAGCUGCCGUUGGUGCAGCACAUUAAGUCAGAGUUAACUCAGGAUUUCCAGAAUAUUCCCAGUUCUCUCUAUCAGGACCUUCAGGAAGUCGAGUCAACUGGAAGCCAGCUGAGAAAACUCGACCUGUCCCUUCUCACAGCCCACAGUACUGCCCUCAGCACAACCCUGAGCCCAGAACCCCCUGUCACGGUGGCAGAGCUUCCGCCGAAUCAGAACGAUGCUGAAGGAGCAGAGCGGAGAACCGUAGAACCGGUUAUCAAAGAACCUGUGUGGUCCAGAAAGCUGUCUGUGAGUCAGAGUUCAGCCACAGAGCCGAUGAUUGAGGAGGAUCCCCAGUAUGUCAGCGAUCGGUCCCCUGGAGAAUAUGGUGACGACAGAAUGGCCUCAGACCCAGAGAAGAGCUCAGUCCUUGGGCCGGGGGGGCAGAAGAAGGGGGGUUUCCCUGUGUACCACCAGAGACUGGUGGAAUUCCCAGGGGCCCUGGUUGAACUCCAGUCUCUUCCCGUGUCCACCCUCCUGGGCUGCAUCCAGUCCGUAAUCCCCUCACCGGCUUUGACCUCGCAAGGAGUUCUGGCACUGUACUGGUUGGGUGUGGCAAACUGCUCCCAGCCCUGCCCACGCUAUGCUCUCGUCGUCCUGUUAAAGUCCUGCCUGUAUGCCCUGACCCUUGACCCUGACCAGACCACACCUUCGGACAAGGCCCCGCCUCUAACUGUGUUUCAUCACCUCCCUCUGCUCCAGAUUAAAGAGAUCCAGGUGGGGUUUUGUGGACAGUCUCUACGUCUUUCAGCCUCCAGCCAGGAGAGUGUCCUUACCUUAUACACACACAGCCGGACCCUCACCCAGACACUAACCUGCGCCCUGGUAGGGGUGCUGUCUCCUGGGGGGGUCCGACACCCCCUCCUGGCGGAGGACCUGAUGGGGCUCUCUCUGGACUGGACGGCCCGGGUACCCGAGCUGCAUCUGGACCCUGGUCUCAGGGUGUCUUGCCAGUUCGACAAGACCCAUGCUGACCUGAUCUACAUACUGCAUGGAAACAUGGACAGGGAAAAGCCUUGUAUGGGAGAGGUCAAACUGCUGCUUUACACCAGUGUUGGUGUGACAACGACCCCUGACCCCCGACCUGAACCCUGGGCCCAGCUCCUCCUCACAGACACACACCUGGCACUGGUUCAGCAGGAGGACGCAGUGUUCCACCCGAGCCCGCUCCAUUUCCCCCUGCUGUCGCGCCAGGCCCAGUUCCAGGGGGUCUCACUGCGGUGCCGCUCCGAUGUCCGCUGUGUGAUGGUCCGAGACGGCGCCGGGAGCUCUGUUGGUGGCGGCGUGGAUGGAUCCAGUCGUCAAGGCGCGGCGACCAGAGUGGACGUCAUCAUGUCUCGGGCCUGCAGGACCGGGCGCGAGGGGGCUGUCAGGCUCGGAGGUCACCCUGAACGGGCUGCUGCUGUUGGGGCUCACAGAAGCGGAAUGGGGGGGCUGGCUGGAGCCACUGUCCCGUCAGCUGGCUCUAAUUCAUGUCCUUCUUCGCGGCUGCAGCAUGCUGAAGUGUGGAAAUUGACUUUCAGCUGCUCCUCCGAGGCUGCCUGUCUGAUUAAUCACUUGUCAGACGUCUGAAUGGUCUGUGAUCACUGGCCAAGGGACUGGACAGGACGUAAUUAACUCUAGUUUGCACUGUACCGCACAGAACCGCCACCCUCCUCACGCUGAGAGGACUUCAGGUUGUGUGUUCCUAGCCAUGGGUCUAGUAUAAGUGCAUCCUAGAGAUCAACUUGACCCUGGCCCAUCUUCCCUAAAAAAGACCAUCUUGCAUCAACAGGACCUUCUUGCCUUUACUUUACUAUUUGUCCUGAAUAAAAAAAAACAUGCUAUUCCAUAGAAAUAAGAAUUAAUAGUUUGCUUGGAACCUCAAUUUAUACUGAAGAUUUAUUGGUUCUAUUAAUUCAUAUUUCUAUGCCUCAGUGUGUCUAGGAAACAUGCAUGUAGACUAGUAUUAUGUUGUUGAUGCCUUUAACUUGGGUUGAGUGUUCUAAACAGAUAUGCUGCACAGAUAUGCUGUAUUAAUAUUUAAUUUCCUGUUGUAAUUUAAUAUUGAUUAUGUUUGUUAGUCUAGUUGUACAUUCAGUGGCGCUGUUGUUGUUUGUGUGUUUAUUUGUUUUUGUUCGUUUACACAGUCCAGGGAGCACUGAGGACACACUUGAUUGUACAAGAUAUAUUUUAACAAUUAUACUGCAAUUAUAAGGUACAUUUUUUUUUAGCAUAUUUGCACAUUCCACAGUGGAAUUGACAGUCCAGGCUACUGUAUCACAGUGAACCAAUACGUUUAAUGUUGCUUGCAGAGAGAGUUCUUAUAUAUAGCAGGUUUUAGAGUCUCGCUCUAUCUUGUCGCAUAAAUAUAUUAUGAAUAUCGAUGGAUGUUGUACCUCAUAUUAAUAUUUACAUGUGAUGUUUUAUGGACGUUACACAUCUUGUUUUAAAUUAUUUUAUGCCAAACCGCAGUUUAAUCUGUAUGUGGGGGUUUGACAUAUGACAGUAUGAUUUUAGGAAUUCCAGUUGUUUCUUUCAAAUUAAAUGUAUUAAAGUAUGUUUGUAAUUAUAUGUUGAGUUAU
This is a messenger RNA of Esox lucius (northern pike), 6338 nucleotides long. It is a transcript of the gene kif16bb, whose product is annotated as kinesin family member 16Bb. Gene Ontology annotation, biological process: microtubule-based movement. The coding region runs from base 418 to 5346 and encodes 1642 amino acids. The transcript is spliced from 25 exons. The record is from RefSeq and is a predicted model, not a curated record. Gene Ontology annotation, molecular function: ATP binding; microtubule binding; microtubule motor activity. Lineage: Eukaryota; Metazoa; Chordata; Actinopteri; Esociformes; Esocidae.